AAUUUUUUGACAGAUGUAUCACUCAGGUGUUAUGUACAUUUUUUGGUUAUAAUAAUUUUUCCGGGUCAUUAUCAAAAAUAGUAAUUAAAUAAAGCUCAUUCCUGUGUGUCCAAUACUCAAAAACUGUUAAUUAAUAUCGACAAGUGGGAUAUUUACCUGUUACCACAAGUCACAUCGAAAGUUGUUACCUGUCGAAUUAUAUUAUUCAUAUUUAACGUUGGUUAUUGAAUGAAGUUAAGAGCAAAAGCAUACACAAAGAUGAUAUUCCAAUUGGUUAGAAGACUUCACACUAGUCCUGUUUGCAGGGCAGCCGAAUCGUCUCUGCUAGCCAAGCUUCGCAAGAAGACCGGAUACACUAUAGCUAACUGCAAAAAGGCUUUAGAGAUGCACAACAAUGAUUCAGAUAAGGCCGAGGCUUGGUUGAACGAGCAAGCCCAAGCGAUGGGUUGGGCAAAGGCAACUAAACUGGCUGGCAGGACCGCUUUGCAGGGUCUCGUCGCCGUUAAGUUCGACAAAGGUCAUGGAGCAUUAGUAGAACUCAACUGCGAAACAGACUUUGUUGCUAAGAAUGAUAAGUUCCACAAAAUGAUGGAAGACGCCACUCUAGCGGCAUUCAAAUUCGCUCACACGCAUUUGCAAGCUAAAGGUCCAAUCACAAAGAUGGAGCUAGACAGCGAACAGCUAGGUAACUUGCAGGCCGAGGGAGGUAAAAAGUUAUCCGAAACACUGGCUUUGUUCAUUGGCACUGUCGGUGAAAACGCAGUACUAAGGCGAGCGGAAUGCUGGAAAGCCAACCAAAACGAAGUCAAAAUAACAGCUUACACCCACCCCGCCCCAGCCACUCCUGGCGACUACUCUGCCGGCAAAUAUGGCGCCCUACUAGCAUACAAACAACCCAACGAUCUGCAAGACUUCGGCAGGCAACUGUGUCAACACAUCGUCGGCUGUGCACCAGUUAAAAUUGGCGACAAGGAGAAAGAUAAGCCAGCGAAAAAUUCUGACGACGAAACCUGCCUCAUUUUCCAAGAAUAUCUUUUAGAUCCUUCAUAUACUGUUGAGGAGGUGAUGGAACAAAACAAAUUAGAGAUAAUCGAUUAUGUGAGGUUUUCUUGUGGAGAAGCAGUUGAAUCUAAUAUGCCUGGUGUAGAGAAACAACCUCUGGAUACAGUCCAAACUUUACAGUAGAUGCUUAGCAGUAGAACUCCAUAUAAAUACAAUAACAAUCUGUUAAAACACAUAUUGUUGAAAUUUAUUUGCACUAAAAUACAUAGUUUAUAUUUUAUUUAUAUUUAUGGAUUAAAUUACUUAAAAUAUUUUCUUUGUUUUUGUAUAAUGUAAAUAUUCUAAAAGCUUUAUCUAAAAUGAUCUAUAGUUAAUAAAUCAUUUUUUGUAUGAGUCAGCAUGGA
Molecule: messenger RNA, 1406 nt
Organism: Manduca sexta (tobacco hornworm)
Lineage: Eukaryota; Metazoa; Arthropoda; Insecta; Lepidoptera; Sphingidae
Gene: mEFTs
Product: elongation factor Ts, mitochondrial
Exons: 5
Coding region: 229-1185 (318 amino acids)
Biological process (GO): mitochondrial translational elongation
Cellular component (GO): mitochondrial matrix
Molecular function (GO): protein binding; translation elongation factor activity
Source: RefSeq, a predicted model, not a curated record